This is a messenger RNA of Marasmius oreades (fairy-ring Marasmius), 1911 nucleotides long. RefSeq lists its product as uncharacterized. Bases 1 to 1911 code for a protein of 636 amino acids. The record is from RefSeq and is a predicted model, not a curated record. The transcript has 5 exons. Gene Ontology annotation, biological process: rRNA processing. Lineage: Eukaryota; Fungi; Basidiomycota; Agaricomycetes; Agaricales; Marasmiaceae. Gene Ontology annotation, cellular component: small-subunit processome; Pwp2p-containing subcomplex of 90S preribosome. Gene Ontology annotation, molecular function: protein binding.
AUGGUCAAGCACGCUAAAAAAAAGCAAAAAAUUUCAAAAGAGCGCGAAGCAAUUGGAACCAGUACCCUUCACGACGACACUAAAGAUGAUGAAGAACGUCGGCUGGAAAGCAUGCUGUUUGGGACCACUUUUGUCGGUAGGGUCAAUGGAAAGCAAGGGUACGAGGACAGUGAAACUGAUGAAGAUAGUUUUGGCGAAGGAGGAAAUGAAUUCGCUAAUCUCAUGGAUGGCGAUUUGUUUUUUGUUGACGAAGGGGGAAUCUCUCGACAAGAGAACAGCGACGAAGAGCAAAUCGCAGGACCAUCAUCUCAUACUUCCUUUGAAUCUGAUGGAUCCGACUCUGAUUCAUCAUCCUCUUCUCGCACCUCCAGUUCAAGAGUUUCCUCCAAUAAACCGUCUCGAAAGUCCAAAGUGUCCGCUUGGGUUGACCCCUCUGAUCCAUCGACUGUGUCUCUAUCCUCAAGGAGACUAAGGAAACUCCGUGAUGCCCCACAUGAAGAAGAAUUACCCGGUAGAGAGUAUGAAUCUCGGUUGCGAAGGCAAUUUGAAAGGAUAAAUCCUGAGCCAGCAUGGGCUGCUCAAGCACGCAAAAAUAAGGCGAAGGAAAAGAAACAAGCCUGGACAGAUGGCGAUGACGAACAAGAAGAUGACUCGAUGGACAUUCCACAUCUGUUGACGUCCACAUCUGGGGUUUUACGCUCGCAAAAGGUGAACCGGGUUCUUCAAGCGGGUACUAUCGACAUCGCACGGUUGCGGGAUGCAAAUCAAGAUGCUCAGAAUGCUGCUUGCGGAGAUAUUAAGAGCCUCGCAUUCCAUCCAUCUCCUAUGGUACCGGUUUUAGCAGUAGGAAGCAAGGAUAGACGCAUCAGGCUUUAUACUAUCGAUGGACACCUUUCACCACUACUACAAACUCUUCAUGUACCUUCCUUACCCCUCGUUUCCCAGUUUUCGGUCCAGUUUCAUCCAGGCGGAACUCAAAUUCUUCUUACAGGAUCCAGACCGUUCUUCUAUGUUUACGACCUUCAAUCUGGCACACUAGCUGGGGGUGCUGGAGGCGCUGGCGUGAGAGGACUUUGGGGCACAAGAUGGGAUGAUCCCUCGGCUUCGUUGGAUUUAGCUCCGUCAGCCCGAAAACGUGGCCGAGAUCACAACCAGAAGGGUAGUGGUGGUUCGGGCUCAGGAUCUAUGGACGUAUCAGUAUUUUCGCCCACUGGUGAAGUCUUGGCUGUUGCUGGGCGCGGCGGAUACGUCCAUUUGGUGGACUGGAAAUCCUCAGCCUCCACAGGAGGUAGCACUGGUCAGGUCAUAGGGAGUAUGAAAUGUUCCAGCGGUGGACCAAGUGGUGGAGGUGUAAAAGGGCUUUGGUGGGUCCCACCCUCUGAUGACGAAGGAAGGACACAUCUGGCAGUUUUAAGCGGUGACUCGGAGGUUUAUCUUUGGGAUGUAGGUGAACGGAGGUGCGUAAGAAGAUGGAAGGACGAGGGUGGGUUUAGGGGAUCUGCGAGGGCUUUUGCUGGUACGACAGGUUCAUCAAGAGGCGGACUGCUGAGUGUCGGUUCGACUUCCGGCCUUAUCAACGUCUACGGCUCUUCAGCCUUCUGCGGGUCUGCGAUAGCCAAUGAAACAAAGCAUCCUAAACCCAUGAAGACCCUCUCACAUCUCGUCACACCCAUAUCGACCAUGCGAUUUAAUCGAGACGGACAAGUUUUGGCAGUGGCCAGCCGAGAAAAAAGAGACGCUUUGAAGUUGUAUCAUACUGCUUCACUUGCAGCCUACGCAAAUUGGCCAACUUCAGGAACACCACUAGGCCAUGUCACAUCUAUCGACUUUUCAGCGGGAAGUGAAUAUUUAGCCGUAGGCAACACGAAGGGUCGUGUACUACUUUUCACGCUGAAGGACUUCUGCACUUAA